Triticum urartu is the source of this 1107-nucleotide messenger RNA. Its product is annotated as BTB/POZ and MATH domain-containing protein 2-like. Lineage: Eukaryota; Viridiplantae; Streptophyta; Magnoliopsida; Poales; Poaceae. Gene Ontology annotation, biological process: protein ubiquitination. Gene Ontology annotation, molecular function: protein binding. The record is from RefSeq and is a predicted model, not a curated record.
CUCCCGAGUCCCAAUCCCGCCCCCAGAAUGGCAGAGCAACGCAAGAUCUCUGUGGCCAUGAUAUCUGAGGAAAGGUCAUUUGUGCUCAAGGUAGAUGAAUACUCAAGAGUCAAGGCGCAACUCAAGAUCGGCGAGAAUCUGACUUCUACCCCUUUCACUGUUGGAGGCCAUAAAUGGGCCGUGAGAUAUUACCCAAACGACGUCUGGGCGAGUAAUGGCGAUUCCAUCUCUCUUUAUCUAUUUCAUGAAUCUGCCGAUGCCGGAGAUGUGAAGGCCAAAUUCUCGGUCAGUGUACUUGACAAGAAUGGAGAACCGGUGCCUUCAUACAGCCGUACCAACCCUAUGCGUACCUUCUCUGAAGGUUCAGUCUGGAGCUCCGCACUCGUGAUCAAGAAGGCUGAUCUGGAGGCAUCGUGGCAUCUGAGAGAUGAUUGUCUCACCAUCAGGUGUGAUCUCCCUGUCAUGAAGGAGAUCAAGAGCGAAGAAACAAGGGUUGCUCCAAGCGACCUGCACCAACAUCUUGGUGACCUCCUGAAGAACAAAGACGCAGCAGACCUAGUCUUUCAGGUUGGUGGACAGAGAUUCUCCGCUCACAGGUGUGUCCUUGCUGCUAGGUCAUCCGUCUUCAAGGCUGAGCUCCUCAGCGCCAUGAAGGAGAGUUCUGCAGCUAGUCCUAUUGAAAUUCGUGACAUGGAAGCUGAUGUGUUCAAGUCCUUGCUACACUUCAUAUACACCGACUCGGUUCCUCUGCUUGAGACGGCUUGCAACAAAGGCGAAACUGAUGUGGUUAUGGCUGGCCAUCUCCUGGUAGCUGCUGACAGAUUCAACAUCGUCAGGCUGAAGCAGAUAUGUGAGGAGAAAUUGGGCAAUCACAUCGAUUCCAACAUGGUGGCAACCAGCUUGGCUUUAGCUGAGCAGCAUGGAUUCCAUCGUCUCAAAGAAGCUUGUUUGCAGUUCCUUGCUUCUCUGUCCAACUUUGAUGCGAUGGUGGCAAGUGAUGGGUAUGAGCAUCUCAAAUCCAGCUGCCCAUCUGUUCUCAAGGAGCUCAUAGCUAGAAUGAUCCCGUCUGAAUUUAAAUCAGCAAACGAUGUUAUCAUGGCAAUUUAG